Messenger RNA from Asparagus officinalis (garden asparagus), 1528 nucleotides. RefSeq lists its product as uncharacterized. The transcript is spliced from 2 exons. Gene Ontology annotation, molecular function: zinc ion binding; transposase activity; DNA binding. Gene Ontology annotation, biological process: DNA transposition. NCBI's taxonomy places the organism in Eukaryota, Viridiplantae, Streptophyta, Magnoliopsida, Asparagales, Asparagaceae. The record is from RefSeq and is a predicted model, not a curated record. The coding region runs from base 7 to 1392 and encodes 461 amino acids.
AAGUAAAUGUGUUUGUUAGAAAAUUUUGAAGUUUUAUCAAAGCUUGUAUGUGCAGGUUUUUUAGGCCAUACUGAAUUCAUUCCUGUGUUCUCAGCCAUGAGAAGGGGGUUCGCCAACAAUUGUAGACCUAUAUUUGGACUUGAUGGGUGCUUUCUUAAACAUGCAUGUGGUGGGCAAUUGUUAAGUGCCGUGGGGAAAGACGACAAUAAUCAGAUGUGGCCAAUUGCGUGGGCUGUUGUGGAGGCUGAAACAAGGAGCUCUUGGGAAUGGUUUAUGAGAAUCUUAUCCAAUGAUCUCAACAUGGGAGAGGGAGAGGGAUGGACAGUAAUUUCAGACCAACAAAAGGGUUUAGUUCCAGCUAUACAUGAAGUUUGGCCCCAAGUGGAGCAUAGGCAAUGUGCAAGACACAUUUAUUCCAAUUGGAGGAAAGCACAUACUGGAAGAACUCUUCAAAAACAAUUUUGGUAUUGUGUGAAGGCAACCUCCAUGGGGGAUUUUGCAAGAGAGGCUGGCAAACUCAAGGAUUACUCUCAAAAGGCAUACGACGACUUCAUGGCAAGGGAUCCUCACACCUUCUGUAAGUCCCAUUUUAAAUGUCAUAGCCAAUGUGACAGUGUCGACAACAAUAUGUCCGAAACCUUCAACUCAUUCAUCCUUCUUGCAAGAUACAAGCCAAUAAUUUCUAUGCUAGAAGACAUUAGACUUGCCAUGAUGGAUAGGAUGCAGUUAAAAAGGAAGUUGAUUACACAAUUUGUGGGUGGGAUUGCACCUAGGAUAAGCAAGAAAAUCAAAGAGGGAUAUCAAGAACAAUUGCACUGUCAAACACGUUGGUCGGGAACAAAUGACUACAGUGGAUUUGAGAUACAUCACAGAGGGAUUGGCCAUGAGGUUAACUUGGGUGAAAAUACCUGUUCUUGUAGGGUUUGGGACUUGACUGGAAUUCCAUGUUGUCAUGCCAUUAGUGCAAUAUUGUUCAUGAGAAAGAAUCCAGGAGAUUUUGUUGCUCAUUGGUACAAAAGUGAAGCUUACAAAAAUGCUUAUGAGAGCUUGUUAAACCCUGUGCAAGGUACCAAAUUUUGGGACCUUCAACAGGAGGGAUCUGUGUUGCCUCCUCACAGUAUUAGGAAGCCAAUGGGGAGGCCCAAACAUGCUAGAAGGAGGGACCCUUCAGAAGGUCCAAGAAAUCAAUUUAAGGCAUCAAGGCAAGGUGUGCAAGGACGAUGCACCCAUUGUGAAUCAAGUGAACAUACACGGAGAAAGUGCCCUACUGCACCACCAAGGCAACAAGCUACACAAGUAAGCUUUUUUUUUUUGCAGCUGUAUUUUGUGUUCAUUAAACAACUUAAGCCUUACCUGAUCCAUCUUGAAGGAAUCACAAGGAACAAGAGUUGAUGAAGGACCAUCUCAAGUGAGGAAAAAGGGGAGACCAAAGGGAAGCCUGAACAGAAUAAGAGUUGAUGACUUGCCUCCAAGCAAUGCUCCAACGCCAGCAUCCAUUAUCCUUGGCAGAAGAAGCAAAGCUCCAACA